This is a messenger RNA of Rasamsonia emersonii CBS 393.64, 957 nucleotides long. RefSeq names its product dTDP-4-dehydrorhamnose reductase. The transcript is spliced from 3 exons. The record is from RefSeq and is a predicted model, not a curated record. Bases 1 to 957 code for a protein of 318 amino acids. Gene Ontology annotation, cellular component: methionine adenosyltransferase complex. Gene Ontology annotation, biological process: S-adenosylmethionine biosynthetic process. Lineage: Eukaryota; Fungi; Ascomycota; Eurotiomycetes; Eurotiales; Trichocomaceae. Gene Ontology annotation, molecular function: methionine adenosyltransferase regulator activity.
AUGUCUCAGACAGCUCUGAUCACUGGCGCAACAGGCCUCCUCGGCAGGGAGGUACUGAAAGCUUUCAAACGUGCUGGUUGGUUGACGGUCGGGCAGGGAUUCACGAGAGCAGCGCCGCCGACGAUCUUGAAGGCGAAUUUGGAGGAGCCAGACGAGAUUAAGAAGCUGCUGGAUGAGGUGAAAGACACAGAUUGGAUCCACGCUGACAAGGACAAGCAUAGGCCGCAGGUAGUAGUCCAUUGCGCUGCAAACCGCUCUCCUGAUGCGUGCGAGAAAAACCCCGAACAAGCACAACGGAUCAAUGUCGAAGCUACCCGUGUCCUCACAGAGGAAACCUCUUCGCGAGGUGCUCUUCUCAUCUACAUCUCGACCGACUACGUCUUCCCGGGCGUCGAAGGCGAAGCACCGUACGAAGCGUCCGCACCAACUGGGCCCACGAACCGAUACGGCGAGAUGAAGCGCGACGGCGAGAUCGCCACCCUCGAAGCGACGCGCGACAGCGGCCUCGGGGUUGUUCUUCGCGUGCCACUCCUCUACGGCCCUGCAGAGAAGAACAGCGAGAGCGCCGUGAACGUGCUGCUGGACGCCGUCGAGAAGGCGCGGGACCCCAAUGCCGGCGUGAAGGUGGACGACUGGGCACAGCGGUACCCGACGAACACGGAGGACGUAGGCAGGGUGUGCAACGACAUCGCGGUGCGGUACAUCCGGCAAAAGGACCAGAUCAAGUCGCUGCCCAAGAUCCUGCAGUUCUCGUCCGAGGAUCGAAUGACCAAGUACGAAAUCUGCGAGAAAUUCGCCCAGAUCCUGGCGGUGCCGAUUCCCGGAAUGAUCCGGAACCAGGAGGGGAACGACCCCAAUUCGCCAGUCAAGCGACCUUUCAAUACGAAGUUAUCAACGAAGGAGCUGCAGGAUCUAGGGAUCAAUAUCCAGACGCAGAACUUUGAGACUUGGUGGUGA